AUCCAAGCAGUACAACAUCUUCGCAAUGGAGGACUGAUGAUAGACUUGGAUAGUGAGCAAUUGGCAAGCUGGCUCAAAGGCUCCACAGGCUGCAUGCUGCUUGAAACCCACCUCGACUUGACUGCCUGUAUCUGUGACAUGACCUAUGCCAUAGUUGUCCAAUUCCUUCUUGUCACCUAUGAGAUCAAACGUGAAGGCUUCACACAUCACAUCAAAGCUGAGGACUACCUUCCUCCCAACUCCAUUGCCUCCAUCCAGUGGAUCAAGCCUCCUCAAUGUUGCACAAGGGAGCAAUGUACUGCCUUCACCCUGCUCCAAAUCAAGGACAAUGAAACUGCCAAC
This is a messenger RNA of Suillus subaureus, 342 nucleotides long. RefSeq lists its product as uncharacterized. Lineage: Eukaryota; Fungi; Basidiomycota; Agaricomycetes; Boletales; Suillaceae. The annotation marks the transcript as partial. The record is from RefSeq and is a predicted model, not a curated record. The transcript has a single exon.